Messenger RNA from Melanaphis sacchari, 444 nucleotides. Its product is annotated as piggyBac transposable element-derived protein 3-like. Gene Ontology annotation, molecular function: sequence-specific DNA binding. The transcript has a single exon. NCBI's taxonomy places the organism in Eukaryota, Metazoa, Arthropoda, Insecta, Hemiptera, Aphididae. The coding region runs from base 1 to 444 and encodes 147 amino acids. The record is from RefSeq and is a predicted model, not a curated record.
AUGGGCUGUUUAAAGUAUCCGCGUGUUCGUUUAUAUUGGGAGAAUGCUACUGCUGUGAAUAUUAUUAUUGAAAAUAUGUCCAGAGAUCGAUUUUUCACAUUAUGUAGAAAUUUUCAUUUAAUCGAUAAUACAGAAAUUCCAAAAAAUAAUAUAGAUAAAUUUAUAAAAGUUCGUCCUUUAUACGACGCAAUUAAUAAAAAAUGUAAUAGUUUGCCGGUUGAAAGAAGGUUAAGUGUCGAUGAACAAAUGGUUCCCUAUAAAGGACAUUUGCAAAUGAAGCAAUAUGUAAAAGGUAAACCCUGUCCGUGGGGUAUAAAAGCAUUUUGUCUAUGUGGUGAAAGUGGUAUGGUUAACAAUAUACUGCUUUAUCAAGGGGCUACCACUGAACUAGAUAAAAGUACACAAAAAAAAUUUGGUCUAGACGCUAGUGUAGUUUACAUUUAA